Messenger RNA from Lolium perenne, 747 nucleotides. The record is from RefSeq and is a predicted model, not a curated record. NCBI's taxonomy places the organism in Eukaryota, Viridiplantae, Streptophyta, Magnoliopsida, Poales, Poaceae.
AUGGCAAGGACGCGCGGGAGGAGCAGGCGCAACGGGCAGGCAACCUUCUCCGAGCUCCGGGCGGAGCUGUUCCGGGAGGCGUAUGAGCUGAGCGUGCUCUGCGGCGCUGAGAUGGCGCUCGUUGUCUUCGACCCCGCUGGGAACGCCUUCGCCUUCGGCAGCCCUGACUCCGCGGAUGACGUCCUGCGCCGUCACUUCCCCGUCCCUGCCGACAACAACGAGCAAGAUGUGCCCCCUGUCGUCGACAAGCUGGAUGAGGCAAAGGAGGAGGACACUAGGGCGCCUACGGUGAUCACCAAGAAGCAGGAGACCACGCCGGCGACAACAACGGAGAAGGCGCGCAUGGCCGCCCUCCUUGAGAAGCUGCAGCCAGCUAUGGAGGGCAAGAGCUUCUUGUGGGAGGCGGACGUUGACAAGAUUGCCAAGACGGAUCUGCCGGAGUUCGUCUGGGCGCUGGAGCGGUUUAGGGACCGCACCGAAUCAGCAAUCCCUCCUGAGACACAGCCAGAGGGAACAAUAGACAAAUCCACUGCCCGCAAAAAAGUAGAUAAAUCCACCGGCACAUCUGAUUUGGACAAUCAUAUCUCUGAAGCUUCACCAGAUACUGAUGUUAAUGGAAGUGAUUUGGCCAACUCAGCACAUGAGCUACAGCCAUUAACAACCAACCAUCUUUGCUUGAAGUGCUCCUCAGCCACAGGCAACUCUGAAGCAAACUGCGUGUUCAGGUUCAGUGAAUGUGCUCGCUGA